ACUCUUAUUUCUACAAAAUAAAGCGCCACCCUUCUCUAUAUUUUAUUAUACCAAUCAUAGAAUUGAAAUAGAAACCACAAAGCGGUUAGGUUCAUCAGGCUAAAAACUCUAGCCUGUGAUUACGUGUACACCAAGAAAAACUAAUGUGGUAGCGUACUACUGUGCACGAUGCUGCAGUGGCACCAUUAUAGUAGUUUGUUCGAUUUUAGUCAUAAAGAGUUUUGGAAUAUUGUCUAUUGUAGAGUAAUUCUAUUUCCUUUGUUGAUAACAUAGUGCAUAAUGACCUUAGCAUUGAAACAGAUGGGUAUAUGUUCUUUAUAUGAACCUUUUCUUGUUUAAGAUAUUUUCAUAAGGAAAUAAAAGUUUCACAACACAGCAAGCAUUUGUCCAACUGCAACAAAGGAGUUGACCGAAUAUUGAACACGAUUAAUAGAGAAUGUUUAAAGCUUCUCGUUUGGUUCUUCUCUUUAUCUAACUUUUAGACGCUAAUGUUCAAAGAGUCAGGCAAUAUAGUUCCUUUAUUCAAUGUUUCAACAUUGUCCAGAAACUAUUAUUUCAACUGCGAAAAAAAUUAUUACCACUUGCUUUCAGAGGGAAAAAAAGUAGAUCUAUCUGAAAAACAGCCAGCAAAUCAGUCAACUAAAGGAAAUUUUCAAGGGAGCUCAUUAAAAACUUUAGCAGAAGAAAGAGGCAAAAAGUUUGAAAAAAAGUUAUAUGACGAAUUAGUUGAAAAAAAUAAAAUAGUCGACGGAAAGAAUGGUUUCAAAGAAGCCCUAGAAAAGGCUGGGCCUGAUAGUUACUUUUACAACCAAGAGUUUACUGUGGACGACACUUUCUAUACCAAAGUUAAUGAGGAUGGUCAAGUAUAUAAAAUAGCAACUUUUAGGCCAGACUUUGUGCAAGUCAUUGAUUCAAAGACCAAUCGAAAGAAGAUACGUAUUAUAGAUGCAAAAUCAUCCAAAAAAAUAGAAGAAAUACAUAAAAUCCAGGUCGUUUCUUAUUGGUUCCUGAUUCAACAUUUGACCAAGCGCAUGAACAUAGAUUUAGACGAAGAAGUGGGAAUAUGGCUACCAAGUGAUAUGGAAAACCCAAAACUAUUCUCCGUUCAUUCAGAAAUCGACGAAGAUAAAAAUCAUACGAUACUCCAAAAAGUUGAAGAGCUUUAUAAAACUACACUACCCAAUAUUAUCAAAAGUGGAAAAUAUAAGUGGGAAUUACAAAAGAAAUGCCGCAAUUGUGAUUAUUAUAUCCAAUGCAAAGAAGGUGCAAAAGGAACUGUGAAGGAUCUACCUUAUAAUAACAAGGAAAGGUACGAACUUUAUGCGAAGCACAUGCCCAAAGAUGUUGAAGAUAUUAAAGAUAUUGAAGAUCUUGUUGGCCGGAUGCAAAAAAUGUGUCUUGAUGAACAAGAUGUUUCUCGACUAAACAUCAGGCUUGAAGGGUAUGUUAAUUGCCGCAAGCCGAACAAAGAGCCAAUCUUUUUUGGACUCCCUACCACCCUUGUUCCCAAUAAUGUUGAAUAUCACAUCUACGUCUCGUUUCUAAAUGACGAUUACACCUAUUAUCCUUAUGCUUUUGCCUUUCAUAUAUCUCCAAGCAUCAAUCUUUCAGAAAAGCUUACAUAUUGCCUUAACGAAAGUUACUAUCAAAAAGACGAUGAACAACGGAAAGAUGCUUUUUGUGAGAUUACAAAAAGAUUUAUCAACGCUCUUCAUUCAAUACUUGAUCAUAUGAAUAGUAGCAAGAACGGACUCUGUUUGUUUUAUGUUUACGAUAAUAACGAAAUGUAUAAUAUCAAGAAUUUUCUCUCUGAAUUGGUUUCUUCUCAAGGAAAGCACUUAACAUCACUAGAAAGCGCAGAAAAAGAAGAAAUAGUCAAGAAUGCUACCAAAUGUUUGGUGGCUCUUUUUCAAGAUGCUACCCUGCUAGAUGUUCCCACCUUAAAAGAAUUUCCGUGCUUGGACAAUGUUAAAAAGAACUUUAUGACUGAGCGAUUUGUUGUCAUUGAACAACUGCUUGAACAGAAUGUUGCCCUUCCAGCUCAAGUUUACUACGAAGUAUCCGAUGCUGUAAAGUACAUGGUAGACCCCAAAGCAGUCGUCCCUGAAUUUAAAAAAGAAUGGGAAGAUUUUUCGAAAAAAAACACAGAUGGUAACCAAUUUGCAAGGGAGACUAAGAAUAAGCAACUUGAACUAUUGAACCAACUUCAUAAGGUCAGGGAAAAAUAUUGGAAGCUAGCAAUUAACAAGACGUCAUCAAUGCCAGAAUUGUUUCCUCUAUCAUGUCCCGACUUCAAAUGGCCAGACACUUUCAGUUGUAAUAAUCAAAUGCUUGCCAGAAUCUUAUACUUUACGAAGUAUAAAAGCCUAUUUGAACAAAGACAGUGUCAAGAAGCUCCUAUUGCUGAUUUAGACAUAAUAUGUGGCUACAAGUCGUCAAAAAAACCAUCAAGCUUGGUUCUUUCGUUUAAAAAGAGAGCAUAUGGUGUUUAUACAUUUGAUGUCGUGAACACAGAAAGUAAAGAUGCUAUAGAAAAAAGGCUAGAAAAACUUGACUACGAUAAAAAAAAUGGUUACAAGUACAUUCUUGUUCCAGACAGAUACAAGGACAUUGUUGAGGCAAUCAAAUAUACGUACGGUUUAGAAACCUAUGAAGAAAACUGGCCAAGAGUAACAAGUGUGGCCAUAGAAAAAUAUACGGUAAAUCUUAAAGCUGACCGUAAAUUUGAAACGCUUGGUGAAAAGUUCCGUUUGUAUAAGAUAUACGAAGGCAAAAACGAAAACAAUUCGUUCAAAAACAUGCUUGAAACAAUAGACGAAGAAACUAAGAAGAGUAUUGACAAUUUAUUACGAAAUCCUAUUAAAUGGUCAAAGGAGCAUCCAUUUGAUAAUAUCAAUUUUAACUCAUCAGAAACAAAGGAACCAUUGGGCAGAUUCAAUUUAUUACGCUCUCAGCAGGAAGUUGUUGACAGCAUUAUGAAAGAACGUCUACAACUCAUUUGGGGUUCAGACGAUGUCAAAAGAGAAUUUUUAGCUCAAUUUAUCAACUGGUAUAUCUCAAACUUUGUCGAAUACAAUCAAUCAAAAAGUCUGGUGAUUGGUGUCGCUGCUAACAGUAAUAAGUCUGUACUAAAGCUUUUACAAGAAGUAGAGGAAAUAAAGAAGCAGAAUAAGUCCGCCAAGUGGCCUUACAUCAUCUAUGCGAAAAAAACCUACCAAAAGCAAGUCAAGGGGUCAGAGAUCAAGUAUACUUCAGAUAUAGAAAAUUUCAGUUUUACAUAUCACCAAAAAAAAGUGUCUGUUGUAGGCGCUAGUUUUUCGAAUUGGGAAUAUGUUAGGAAAUGGAAGGGCUUUUCAAACUGUAGAAUGAUGAUUAUCGAUGAUGGAUCUAUGGCGCAUGUUCAUGAUGCAUUAUUACCUCUUGGGUGUCUUUCAUCUACACGCUGCAAACUUAUUGUUGCGGGAGAUAUCAAUGUAAGCGCAUUAAAACCACAGUACGCAUUCCUUUUUUUUUCACUGACGUGCAUCAUAGUACAAGAAAAAGCCCUUUUCGUAUGGUUAUUAUCAAAAAACUACGGCUGGCAACAGCCCACUUUUAUAUGGCUCUAUUCAACAAUGUCUAACGAGAAAAGAGAAUAAUGCUGUAAUAGAAAUUGAUGGGAAGGAAAAAAACAGAUUGAGCGAUCUUGGUCCUAACACAUUGAAGCUUCGUGACGAAACAUAGGUUUUUCAUUGAUAGCUUGAUAAUUCAUCAAUUCGGGUCCCAAUCUCUACAGCUGGUUAUUCUUAUAUGCCUUAUUUUAAAGAUUAAAGCAAAUAACCAC
Molecule: messenger RNA, 3823 nt
Organism: Rhizopus microsporus ATCC 52813
Lineage: Eukaryota; Fungi; Mucoromycota; Mucoromycetes; Mucorales; Rhizopodaceae
Exons: 5
Coding region: 489-3638 (1049 amino acids)
Source: RefSeq, a predicted model, not a curated record